AUGGUGGGUGCCUUAGGGGGGAGGAUGUGCUGCCCGUCAGCGGUGUUUCGAGGAUCCUGCAGCCUGUAUCUGCUCCAGCAGCACAGUGGACACUCCCUGUGCACUGCCGCUCCCUUGACACGAGGGACAUCACUUGCAGGCCAUCGCUCAUCGCUGUGGCAAUGUGUGCAGCUUGCCCACACAAAUCAGCCCUGUGGAAGGGACAAAUGUGCUGGGUUGCGCACUCGCUGCAAUUGUGGUGGACCGGUUGUGUGGCUUGGCAUCGAUCCCGAUGCAUCUGGGGCGGUGGGAUGCUUGAUCCUGCCUGAGGCUGGUGCUUCCAUGGUCAGUGCCACAGUCGAAGUUUUUGACAUGCCCACAGAGCAAAUUGAAGUUGUGGCAAGAAAGCGCAAGAGGCGCCGCCUCGAUGCACAAGGGGUCACAGACCUUGUAAGAGAAUUGACUCACAGGCAUGCCACAAUACGUGCAGUGCUAGAAUCGCCAGCAGUGAGCCCGUUGAAUGGGAAAUUCAGCUGGCUUCAAGCGGGCUAUGCAUUUGGUAUUUGGCAUGGUGUCCUUUCGUCUGCUGGGAUCUUGGUUGAAGAUGUGAGUGCAAGGAGGUGGAAAAUGGACAUGGACUUGAACAAAAGGGACAAACGGGCAAGCAGGCAGCUAGCAGCACGGCUGUUUCCAUCACUGGCUGAUUCUCUGAAGAGAGCGAAGGACCAUGGCCGUGCAGAAGCUGUCCUAAUCGCGGCCUGGGGCGCAGGGUUCAGGCCUCAACCAGAUGUGAUGGAAGAAUUGUUCGGGAAAACUUCGGCUGAGGAAGAACAGGAAGGCAAUGAGAGGGAGCCAGAUUCGGAGAGCGUUGCAAAUAUAGCAAGGCAGUAA
This is a messenger RNA of Ostreobium quekettii, 870 nucleotides long. Lineage: Eukaryota; Viridiplantae; Chlorophyta; Ulvophyceae; Bryopsidales; Ostreobiaceae. The record is from the annotation of a GenBank genome assembly.